AUGGAUAGUGCUGUUGAUAACAGCUCUAGGCUGUUCGAAACAGACACUAGCGUGUUCGAGGAGUACACGCCUUCGUCACAGGACCUCUCAUCUCCCCUGGACUUGAAUCAUUUGGUUUGCUACCUCACGGCCCACACUGUGAUCGACUACACGGCUAUAUCCGACUUCUUUUUAACUUAUCGCUUGUUCUCUUCCCCAAAUACAGUGCUCAAGCUCUUAUUCUCUCGACUAGAGUGGGCGGCGCGCGUAAGUUACACGAAAAGUCGCGCAGAUUCCGAGGUUGGUCGCGACGUGGCUGUGCGUACUUUCGUCGUCAUUCGUCAUUGGAUUCUCAACUAUUUUGUGGACGACUUCUUGCCUGACUUGGAUCUUCGCCAAUUAAUGGCCUAUGCUCUGAACACACUCUCGCUGGUUCCCCAAGUUACCGAAUCCCCACACCUCACCCAUAUCAUCAAACAACUCAAACGUUGUUGGCUGGGUGAGCUAGCUUUGCAUUGGACUACCCAUAAUAAUAGUUCUGAGGCACCAGAAGACCUCCCUGUGUAUGCUGGUGGCCCCUAUGGCUUUGAUACACCAAGCCUAUCGGCGGCGGAAAGACGGCUCACCCUGUUGAGCUUUUAUAAGGAGCCCAUCGAACCCAUCGCGGUUACAGUUGAUACAAAACAGCAUGGCAGUCUACUCAAUGGUGGUAUUCUUGUCGAUAACGAUGUUGAGGUCUCGAAGAUUAAAAACUCGACUCUGAAACCUUCAACCCCUGCGCGGCGGCAUUUUUUCAGAAGACGGCAUGAGCAACAACCUCCCGAAGAUAUUGUUCUGGAGAACAAGGUUGAUGUGCUAGCUUUACAAGUAAUCAAGGAUUUGAAUGCCAUGUUGAGAUGGAAGGUCUCGAGAUCAAUAGUGCGUGACCGUUCAUUUAUUUCGCAUAUCACCCAGGCCCGCCUUUCAGACUCGACCAUCGGCAGAUUCAGAGCUUCGCGAGCUUCGAGUAUCUCAACUAUUCGGCAGCCUAAAAGAGACAAAACUUCAGACACUUUGGAUAUUGCUACGGCCUUGGUUAAUACGUCAUCCGAGAGCGACGAGGACGAUCGCAAACUUGGCGCGAAACCCCUGGCUUUAAACGAAAACCAUGACGCUGAAAUUGCUAAUUUGCGGCGCUCUGCACCAUGUUGGAACGCUGAUGGUGGUGGUCUGCAGGCGUUAGAUAUUGAGAGGGUUUCAUACAACGGCUCGUUGAGCACUCUCAGCACGCUCAGCCGAAACAGUACAAGUUCAUACGACGACGAACCAGAGACCAAGCCAUUCUCAUACGAGCAUACAUUUUCAUGUGCAAAUCCUGAAGCGUUUGAAAGCGCCGUGGAAGUUUCGCCCUUCAAACCUGCCCACCAGCAAACUCCCGAUCGGGACGAUGGUGAAGACGAAUUCCACGACACAGAAAGCAUGCUCGGAGAUUUUCUCGGGAACAAUAGUGAGGGCGGUAGCGACAUCUCACUCCUAUCCGAACAAAGCAUUGGAGGAAUGGCGCCCUGUCCAGGGUUCAACGCUGAAAUCGCGGCUGAACUUGCUGCUAUUCCUGAUGAGAGCACACACGAGGACGCGCUUAUCAUUGCACUCCGGAAGCUUGAAGGAACAUAUGAGCCGGUUGUCAAGCCAAGCCAACGCACCGAGGCCAUAACGGAGUCGCAACUGUUUCAAAGUGCCUUUGCGUCAACAAACAACCUCAGCUCUGCGGCUGCUGACAACGACGACGCUGUAUCGGUGCGUAGUUUAGCAAUUGGCGCCGCUCCUUCAAUUAUUUCCAAUAUUGCAUCCGAAGCUCUUGACGAGUCCGGUCGAAACGUUUUGGAUCGCUCACGCCAUGCCCCAUUCAUUCUCGCCAUGACCCCCGAGGAUAUUUAUCAGCAGAUGACAUUAAUUGAAAGAGACGCGCUUGAGCAAGUAGACUGGAAGGUUCUGGUUGAUGUAUCCUGGCCCAAACGGCCUCUCCCAACCUACUCUUGGCUGCAACUGUUGGCGACCCGCCCCCCACAAGGUAUCGAAGUGGUAAUUGCCCGAUUCAACCUGGUCGUGAACUGGGUUCGCAGCGAAAUCAUUCUAUGUCUAACCCCCACACUGAAGGCUCAGUCCAUAAUCAGAUUCAUUCAGAUUGCCUACAUGAGCUAUAAGGGUCAGAAUAUGGCAACCCUGAUGCAAAUAGUUCUGGGACUCACGAACCGAGUAAUAGAACGCGAAUCGGCGGCAUGGAACCUUGUUCCUAAAAAGGAACGCCGUAUUCUUGACCGUCUCAAGACAAUCACCUCCGUCGACAAGAACUUUAGUCGGCUAAGAGCCGAACACUCUCGGUUCGAUUUCAGCAGGGGCUGUAUUCCAUUCACCGGCAUCUAUCUAUCCGACCUGGAGCACAACAACCAGAGGCCUACAUUUAAUGACAAAGGUGAGAUUGUGUUCUCCAAAUUCCAAAUGACUGCAUCGGUUAUUCGAUCGUAUCUCCAAUGCAUCGAGUGGGCCAAGAACUACAACCUCAAAACCAACCCUAGUCUGCUCUCAAAGUGUCUCUAUCUACAGUCCCUGUCCCAGCAAGACUUUGAUCUGCUGGAAGCAUAG
Molecule: messenger RNA, 2601 nt
Organism: Wickerhamiella sorbophila
Lineage: Eukaryota; Fungi; Ascomycota; Dipodascomycetes; Dipodascales; Trichomonascaceae
Product: Guanine nucleotide exchange factor LTE1
Exons: 1
Coding region: 1-2601 (866 amino acids)
Biological process (GO): Ras protein signal transduction; positive regulation of GTPase activity
Cellular component (GO): plasma membrane
Molecular function (GO): guanyl-nucleotide exchange factor activity
Source: RefSeq, a predicted model, not a curated record